This is a messenger RNA of Spinacia oleracea (spinach), 678 nucleotides long. Its product is annotated as putative F-box protein At1g33530. The coding region runs from base 1 to 678 and encodes 225 amino acids. Gene Ontology annotation, molecular function: protein binding. The transcript is spliced from 3 exons. The record is from RefSeq and is a predicted model, not a curated record. Lineage: Eukaryota; Viridiplantae; Streptophyta; Magnoliopsida; Caryophyllales; Amaranthaceae.
AUGACAGCAGCAAUUGGAAUCAAUGACAGCAACCAGAAAGAUAAAAGUGAUAAAUGUGUUGGAGCAGAGAAUGGAGUAAAUGAGAAGAUGAAAGGGCGUUGGAUGUUUAAAUGUGGUUUGAUGUUAAAAGUUUCGAUUGAUUGCAAUAUGAAGAACAAAACCCCAAAAUCUGAACCAAGACUUCAAUACCCAACUCUCCCCGACGAUAUAAUAGUAGAUCAUAUUCUUCCGAAACUCCCGGUAAAAUCCCUAAUUCGCUUCCAAUCUGUUUCCAAUUAUUGGCACAAAACUAUUUCAAGUAACAAAUUCGCAAAAAAACACCUCGAAUUCUCGUCUUCUAACACUCGAACUAUCCUAUUUCAUAAUUCUGAAGAUUCCUAUUUCUUAGCUUAUGAUGAAUGUAGUAGUAGUUUGAAAGCUUUUGCUAAAUUGGAAUACAAACUCACCCCCGUGAAACCUCCAAUACCUCCUGAAUACGAGAUGUCCAACCUUACUUAUGAGGUGGGAUCUUGUAAUGGACUCGUUUUGUUAAGGGACUCCGAAGAUUGUUGCUUGUAUUUGUGGAACCCGGCAACGAAUGAAUGCUACGCUAUUAGUUUUCCUGAUGUUGUUUAUGAGUUUGAAGUUAGUCCGUUUUUGGGGUUUGGGAUAUAUCUUCCAUCAAUGACUAUAGGAUAG